This is a messenger RNA of Anopheles merus, 932 nucleotides long. It is a transcript of the gene RpS10b, whose product is annotated as 40S ribosomal protein S10b. The transcript has 3 exons. NCBI's taxonomy places the organism in Eukaryota, Metazoa, Arthropoda, Insecta, Diptera, Culicidae. The coding region runs from base 117 to 590 and encodes 157 amino acids. Gene Ontology annotation, cellular component: cytosolic small ribosomal subunit. The record is from RefSeq and is a predicted model, not a curated record. Gene Ontology annotation, molecular function: RNA binding; structural constituent of ribosome.
CGGGGCCGACAGAAACGCUCCAUCGCAGCUGUCAAAAAGUGUUGAGCCGACUGCCGUGCCUUCGUUCUUUCUCUUCCGGGCAGUGUACCGAAACUGUUGUGACACAUUUCGCCAAGAUGUUCAUGCCAAAAGCACAUCGCGUCGCCAUCUACGAGUACCUCUUCAAGGAGGGCGUGCUGGUCGCGCAGAAGGAUUUCUACGCCCCGAAGCACCCGGAGCUGGAGAACAUCCCGAACCUGCACGUCAUCAAGACGAUGCAGUCGCUCAAGUCGAAGAACUUCGUGAAGGAGCAGUUCGCCUGGCGCCACUACUACUGGUAUCUGACCAACGAGGGUAUCGAGUACCUGCGCGCCUUCCUGCACCUGCCGUCCGAGAUCGUGCCGUCGACGCUGAAGCGCGCCGCCCGCUCGGAGCCGCAGCGUGCCCGCACCCAGGCCGGCCCCCGGCCCGAGGGUCCGAAGACCGGCGAGGACCGCCAGGCGUACCGGCGCAUGCAGCAGGCCGCCCCGGCCGACAAGAAGGGAGACGUCGGUGUCGGUGCCGGCGAGCUCGAAUACCGUGGUGGAUUCGGCCGUGGUAAUCGUAUGUAAAGGCGUCCCUGUUUUUUCCAACAAUCAAAUCCUGUCCGGGUGUUUUUCAAGUUCGAUUCACAGCAGUACGAUAUCGUGCACACACACACACACGUGCGUGAUUGUAAUGAGCGGAAAGACGAAGUUGCGGGAAUUGUGUUGCUGUCCAGCACACAACACCCCUCCCGAAACACGCGCGCGUUGGGUGUUGUAUUCUCCUUACUUUUGUGACGUGAACGCUUCGAAAACACCAGGGUACGCUUACCUUUAUAAUUUUGUGUUAAGCAACAACAUAAAAGAAAUAAUGGAAAGACGUUCUCUUCGAUUGAAUAAAGCAGAACGAACUUUAAUGCUCUAACACAA